Molecule: messenger RNA, 2246 nt
Organism: Ciona intestinalis (vase tunicate)
Lineage: Eukaryota; Metazoa; Chordata; Ascidiacea; Phlebobranchia; Cionidae
Source: RefSeq, a predicted model, not a curated record
AUCCAUAAACUUAUAAGCGAAUAACGUCUAUUUCUGCGGGUUCAUUCAGAAAAAUAGGACUUUUAGGUUUGCCAGAUUAAUUUAAAUAUAAAACAGAGAUGCUCGAAGAGGCGUUUGAAGCUAUUCGUAGUGGUUUUCCACUCGUUUUGCUUGCCGUCGUGCCAGCAAUGGUUUUGAUAAUUUCUCCAAUUGCCGUCGUGGAUGCCGCUCAUGAAUUUACCGUCUAUAGAAUGCAACAAUAUGAUUUACAAGGGAAUUCCUAUGGUUGCAAGAGUGCAGCGAUCAGUGCCGAAGCAAGAACCAUUGACUCCUCAUCAAUUGCACGAAAAUGUGUUUUACUUCGAGCUGAUGAAGUAGCUCAUGGAAAAUACCUUGAAGUCCUGGACCGAGGUCCCAGCUCCGUUGUAAUAUUGCUGCAAAGUAAUAUGUCCAAGGAGGAGGUACAGAGGUUCAUUUCAUUUGAAGCAGAGCUAUUGGCUCUCGAGUCCAACAUACCUGUCUACUUUGCUUAUGAGAACGAAGAUUUAAAAGAUGUGUACAGCCGGGUCUCUCAUUCAACCAAACAAGAAUCUGGAUCAGCAUUGCAGGCAGUCGUGGACUCUGCUACUUCUGUGGGUUAUCAGCUUGUUACUGUGAGUCCACAGAACAAAGCUUUACCAGACCAGAAGUUGGUAAACAUACAGGGAGUGUUACAUGGACUUGGUGUAGAAGACCAGCUACCUGCUAUUGUCCUAGUAGCGCAUUAUGAUUCAUUUGGAGUUGCUCCUAUGUUAUCUACUGGUGCAAACUCCGGUUCAACAGGAGCGGUAGCAAUGUUGGAGAUUGCUCGUAUACUUGGAAAACUUUAUUCAAACUCAAGAACUCAUCCAAGAUACAAUGUCCUCUUCCUUUUAUCUGGAGGUGGGAAAUUCAACUACCAAGGAUCCAGGAAGUGGAUUGAAGAUGCUGCAGACACAACAGGCUCUUCUUCAUUGAGCAACACCAAGCUUGUCCUCUGCAUGGAAGCUCUUGGUAGUGAAGAUUCAAAGUCACUGCAGAUGCAUGUGUCAAAACCACCAUCCAGCAACAGUGUUGCUCAUUCUAUGUAUUCUUAUAUGGAGAAGGCAGUUGAAAGCCACCCUGAUUAUGAAAUGUCGAUGGUUCAUAAAAAGAUCCGAUUAUCAUCAGACUCGUUGUCAUGGGAACAUGAAAGAUUCUCCAUACGUAGAUUACAUGCGGCAACUUUGUCAUCUCUUGCUGAGCAUACAGACCCUGCAAGACGCUCCAUUCUGGAUACCAAGGAUCAAGUUUCAGUUGACAAUCUGGUUCGAAAUAUUGGAAUUAUUACAGAUUCCCUGAUACGGCAGUUAUACAACAUCUCGCAUAAUGACACAUUUGAUCUGAUGACUGGAGACUUAUCCGUGCAACGUGACAAAGUUCAAUCAUGGCUUGAAUUCCUAUCAUCACAAGCUAGGCCAGCUCAGGUAAUGGGAGAGGAUCAUGCUGUGGUCACUGCAUUAGCUACAGAGCUAAGCAAUCAUGUGAGGGGUGUGCAAAAGGUUGCUUUCAAGGCAGACAAAAGAGAUCCCGAGUUCAUGUUCUACGAUGGAUUAUCGUUCCAGAUGAGUGCUUCCAUUGUACGCUCCGCUGUAUUUGAUCUCUAUGUGACGGUCCUCGUUGCUGGUUACAUUACAACAAUUUACUUCUUCGUGAUGAAAUUCAACCUCUUUCUUUCCAUGGUGAAAAAGGUAGGAGCUUUUCAAAAGAUAAAGGUUCACUGAGCUUAGUUAUCUGAGUAAGAUACAAAUGACAGCCAAGACUUUACACCAUUGAGCUUAGGUUGUAGUUUUCUGCAGCCUAGUCAAAAAAAAACAAUUUAAACAUCAGUUUUGUAUCUAUGUUGUGCAUGCGUUUGAAAUGUUUCGUCCAUUUUGCAACAAAAAUUGUUUUAGAGUCUGCUUUGUGCACAAAACGCUAAACAAAGUCUGACCAACUGUGCAUAUGUUCAACAACUCACUGUCUCUGUGUGCUAAUUUGUUGGGUUGUUUCGAAUUUUACCGUCUAUGCACAAUAGGGGUAUUAUAGAUGGUUAAGUUUCUGUUUUUCUCCUAUACCAACCAUGGCGUACAAUAAGCAGUAAUUUGUUGCGAAUUUUUAUUCAAUAUGUUAUUUAAUUAAACAAUUCAGAUUGAAAUCUAACGUGUAACCCAAUUUUUCUUAAUUGCAAGCAAUACUCUCACUACCAAUAAACGAAUGUUAAGACCCAA